AUGGUCAAGGAUCGUCUAAACGAGUUCCAGACUCUCUCAGGAAAAACGAACUCGACUCAUCACAAAAAUGACCGCCGUAUAUCAGCAGAGACAUCCAAACUUUUACAUGAUGAGGAAACUUCGCUAGAGGGCUUCCUGGAACGUAUGAGUGAGCUGCGAAAUAUUGUGGGUCAGCUGGAGUCAUGGUUGGAAGAAGUUCGCAUACUACAUGGAGAGCUUUUGCUCGCGCCGGCCUCUGACGGAGAGAAAUCACAACAGUUACGAGUUCUCAUGGAAAACUUUCGCACAACUUCUUUGGUGGCACGGCAAAAGAUAAAGAACGUAGACAAGGAAGUAAACAGCAAGUCUCAUCCAGACGAGUCAAAGUCAGUGGAUUCUCGCAUCAAGCGGAAUCAAGUUAGUGUCAUUUCCUAUUUUUUAUUGUUUUGUACCUUUUCUUUCACAUACCGCAUAGUCGUAGCGGCCCAACGGCUAUCAGGUGUGAAAAAUGUUAGAUUGGGUCACCAAAACUUUGCAUAACA
This is a messenger RNA of Cylicostephanus goldi, 521 nucleotides long. Lineage: Eukaryota; Metazoa; Nematoda; Chromadorea; Rhabditida; Strongylidae. The record is from the annotation of a GenBank genome assembly.